This is a messenger RNA of Amaranthus tricolor (Joseph's coat), 3047 nucleotides long. RefSeq names its product putative wall-associated receptor kinase-like 11. The record is from RefSeq and is a predicted model, not a curated record. Gene Ontology annotation, molecular function: ATP binding; polysaccharide binding; protein serine/threonine kinase activity. Gene Ontology annotation, biological process: protein phosphorylation; cell surface receptor signaling pathway. The coding region runs from base 289 to 2415 and encodes 708 amino acids. The transcript has 3 exons. Gene Ontology annotation, cellular component: plasma membrane. NCBI's taxonomy places the organism in Eukaryota, Viridiplantae, Streptophyta, Magnoliopsida, Caryophyllales, Amaranthaceae.
UUUGCCUGCCUAUUCUGACUAUAUUUUGAUUGUUUCCUACUGUAAGGGAAGGCAAUGAGUAUGGAAUAGUCACACAGAUUUUAGUCUUGUUUUCAUACAUCAAAAAACACACAACUCUGAUACCCUUCUUUCUGCUUAUACCUUACUCUUGCUAAAGGAGCACAAGCAAAAUCACAACAAAAAUAUGCUUCAAUACCCACCAAAAACACCGAUCACCCAUUUAUAGUCGUUACUCGACCACCCCUAUUUGAUCGGUGUUAGCGACCAACCACCAACUACACAACCGAAAUGUUUUUCUUUCUACUGUUGCUGGUACUGUUGUUUUCCGUACUACAGCUAACAACCACGACAUCCUCCUCUCCACCCAUCUCGAAGCCAAAUUGCCCUGAAAAAUGCGGUAACAUUACAAUUCCAUACCCAUUUGGAAUUGGAGAAAAUUGUUAUCACAAUCAGUAUUACAAAAUCAGUUGCAUUAAUCACACAAAACCAUUCCUGCAUAAGUACGAUCUGGAAGUAACGGAUAUAUACUGGGUUGGCAGGGAUCCUUACAGUUCCCUUUGGUCUGAUACUGAUUCAGGUUCACAAAUUCAAGUAUUAACAGUACAUUCUGCUGUUCAGAAUGUGUGCAACUCUAAUUCCAGCAUUAAUUUUAGAAAAAGCCCAUAUCGAUUUUCGAGUUCGUUCAAUGUUCUUGGGGUUAAUGGGUGUAAUGGAAGUGCAGUCUUGAGAAAUAAAAUCGGAGACGAAAUCUUAGCUGGAUGUGCAAACAUCUGUGGGAAAAAAGAUAGUGUAUCAGAAUAUUGCUAUGGAGAUGGAUGUUGUGUAGCCCCAUUAUCUAAAAGUGUUGUUUUUUAUGAGAUAAAAGUUGAUCAUGAAGUAAAUUCUACAAAUUGUAUGAGAGUUGGAUUAAUGUAUAAAGAAAUAUUGUUGGAUGAUUUUAUUGAUGAUGGAGCAGUUCCUGUAAUACUAGAAUGGGAGGCACCAUCUUCAUUACUAGUACCUAAUUACAAGGAUCAGAGUGUAUUAUGUGAUGAUUAUGAACAUACCUGUUCUUGUGGCAAUAUGUUUGAAGGAAACCCAUAUCUUCCCAAUGGAUGCCAUGUUCUGAAGGAGUGUAGAAAGUGCAGACACGGUUGUGAUUAUUUCGAUCCUGUAUUCAAACAAGUUCACUGCAAAAGGAAUCCACUGUUCAAGUUGGGAUCAGUACUUGGAUUUAGCUUAGGUAUUGGCUUAGUGGUAUUACUCCUAGGGAGUUAUUGGCUCUACAGAGUGUUAAAAAAGAAGAAAGAAGUUAAGCGCAGAUCUGAGUACUAUAAGAGGAAUGGUGGAUUAUUAUUACAACAACAAAUAGGUUAUAGUGAGGGUGCUACCGAGAGAUCAAAAGUUUUUCCGAUCACAGAGUUAGAGAAGGCGACCGACAACUUCAACAAAAACCGAAUCCUUGGGCAAGGUGGCCAAGGCACAGUUUAUAAGGGGAUGUUAAAGGAUGGUCGAAUAGUUGCCAUUAAGAAGUCUAAAAAAGUAGAUGAGAAUCAGUUAGAACAAUUUAUCAAUGAAGUUGUUAUUCUGACUCAAAUUAAUCAUCGAAACGUAGUGAAAUUAUUAGGGUGUUGUUUAGAGACAGAAGUUCCUCUGCUUGUGUACGAGUUUAUUCAGAAUGGCACACUUUAUGAGCAUAUUCAUAGCGGAAGUGAAGAUUUUCAUAUUACUUGGGAAAUGCGUUUACAAAUGGCAGCGGAAUCAGCUGAUGCUAUAGCGUACUUGCAUUCAUAUUCAUCUGCUCCUAUAUAUCAUAGAGAUAUUAAGUCCGCAAAUAUACUUUUAGACGAUAAAUUUAAAGCAAAAGUUUCGGAUUUUGGGACUUCAAAAGCCAUCGACAUUGAGGAAACUCAUGUGACAACUCUCGUGUUGGGAACUUAUGGUUAUCUAGAUCCGGAGUACUUUCAAUCAAAUCAAUUUAGUGAGAAAAGCGAUGUUUACAGUUUUGGCGUAGUCCUUGUUGAGCUCAUUACCGGCAAGAAACCAUUAUGCCCAACUAAAGACGGAGGAUGGAUAAGUUUAGCAGUUGAAUUUCUAUUCCACAUGGAAAACUCUCGUCUAAAUGACAUUUUGGAUGUUCGAGUUUCAGAUGAGGGAAAGGAAGAAGAGUUUGUAGCGGUUGCUAAGCUUGCACAUCGAUGUUUGAACAUGGACGAUAAACAAAGGCCGACAAUGAGAGAAAUCGCGAAGGUGCUAGAUGAGAUCAGAUCGUCCCAUUUGUUACAUUCGACCGAACCAAAUUCUAUGGUUGACAAUGACAAGAGGGUGAUGAUGGAAAUGAGGGAUAAGGAUAAUAAACCUUCCUCAAGUUAUACAAGCAUGUUCUUUUCAGAAUAUGCUCCGAGUACUAACUCCAUUGAGCUAUCAACCAUUUAGUCGCAGGUUUUUCUAGUUUUCUAGGCAUGUUGGUGCUCAACCCCAUAGGGCCUAUAAAAUAAGAGGUCUUAAUUAUUAAUUAAUAUUAACUUUACUUAUUUUUAUUAGUACUUUUUUAGUCUUGUAUUUUUUAAAAUUAAAUUAGACAUUAAUAAAUAGUAAUUGUAUAUUUUUAGCGCACCCCAGGAUUCAUGAUCUUUAAUGCUAGUGCUCAUUCGACUCAUCAGGUCAAUUGUGAAUUAGGUGUUUCGAGUUGGUUCAAAAUCAAAUCUUGUGUUUAUGUUGGUUCUAAAUAAUUGUGAAUUUAUUUUUAAAUUUGAGACAUUAGAUCUGUUUUGAACACCUUUGAUCAUGAAUAUGAUAUAUUGUCAUGAAUAUAUGAAACUUUGUAAUGAAUUUUUUUGCGAGUAAUUUGAACGUUUCAAAGUUUGUAGUAAAUUGAAUUAUCAUUGGUAAAACAAACAUCUCUAAUUUAGUUUCCCUAAUUACCCAAGUCUUAAAUAAUCUAACAUGCAACUCUCAAACUUUCACUAUUAAUUACACUCUUAACAUUACUUUUUCACCUUCUGAGUUCUUGUUCAUUCAUUCAUCCUCGAUAAAUAACAAAAACCCAUCUUAUUGUUCUAGUCACA